ACGGAUCGAAUUCCGGUGUCGUGCAAACCUACCGUCCAAAGUCCGAUUUUUUUCGUAGGUGGAGGAAAUCGCUCUUUGGCCUUCGUCCCCACAGAGGGAGGAAGCCUGAAGAAGAAUGGCCAGCUCCAGUUCUCAACACACGGUCUGUGGGUCAGUGACAUUUAGGGAUGUGGCUGUUGACUUCUCUCAGGAGGAGUGGGCCUGCCUGGAUGCUACUCAGAAGGUCCUAUACAGGGACACGAUGUUGGAGACCUACCGCCACCUCAUCACAGUGGUGGGGAGUUGCCUUUCCAAGCCACAUCUGAUCACCUUACUAGAGCAGGAGAAAGAGCCCUGGAUGGCUGUGAAGGAAGAAACAGACAGGCCGAGCCCAGAGUUGGAGACAGGUUAUGAUGCUGAAAAUAUAUCUCCAGAAAAUCCUAUUAAUAAUGGAAAGUUUCUCAAACAGAGCAUAAAGCAAUUAAGUAGAACUUUUGACUUCAAGGACUCUAGUUCUAGUAAUGGCCCCAACUAUAGUACAUUCCAUGGACUUCAGGAUUGUCAAGGAGAUGCUGGUCAACAGAUGACUAACAAGGAAGAAAUAACUAUUUAUACCAGCCAGACUCUUGCUCACAAUGUAGAAAGAGCAUAUGAAUGUAAGGAGUGUGGGAAGUGCUUGGGUUGUAGGUCAACUCUCACUCAGCAUCAGACUAUUCAUACUGGAGAGAAACCCUAUGACUGUAAGGAGUGUGGGAAGGCCUUCAGACUCCCCCAACAGCUUACAAGACAUCAGAAGUUUCACAGUGGUGAGAAACCUUUCAAGUGCAAUGAAUGUGGAAAGGCGUUUCAUCUUCCUGACCUGCUCAAGUAUCAUAAAACCAUCCAUACAGGUACAAAACCAUUUGAAUGCAGGGAGUGUGGGAAGGCCUUCAACCGUGUCUCCAACCUUGUUGCACAUAGGAUUAUUCAUGCUGAUGUGAAACCAUAUGAAUGUAAUGAGUGUGGGAAAGCCUUUAAACGUCGCUCAAAUCUUGUGCAACAUCAGAAAAUUCAUUCUGAUGAGAGACCUUUUCAGUGUAAGGACUGUGGGAAAGGCUUCAUUGUUCUGGCACAGCUCACUCGGCACCAGAACAUUCACACUGGAGAGAAAUUGUUUGAAUGUCAUGAAUGUGGGAAGGCCUUCAGACUCCCCCAACAGCUUACAAGACAUCAGAAGUCUCACAGUGGUGAGAAACCUUUCAAGUGCAAUGAAUGUGGAAAGGCGUUUCAUCUUCCUGACCUGCUCAAGUACCAUAAAACCAUCCAUACAGGUACAAAGCCAUUUGAAUGCAGAGAAUGUGGGAAGUCCUUCAACCGUGUCUCCAACCUUGUUGAACAUAGGAUUAUUCAUGCUGAUGUAAAACCAUAUGCCUGUAAUCAGUGUGGGAAAGCCUUUAAACGUCAAAAAAGCCUCAUGCAACAUCAGAAAAUUCAUUCUGGUGAGAGACCCUUUCAGUGCAAGGACUGUGGAAAGGCCUUCAUUGUUCUGAGUCAUCUCACUAGGCACCAAACUAUUCAUACUGGAGAGAAGUCAUUUGAAUGUAACGAAUGUGGCAAGAAAUUCAGAACUGCCACACACCUUGUUAUGCACCAAACUAUUCAUACAGGUGAAAAGCCCUUCGAAUGUAAUGUAUGUGGGAAGGCCUUUAGGCUUCAGGUGUACCUUUCUGAACACCAGAAAACUCACAUUGAAGGAAAACCCUUCAAGUGUAAGCUCUGUGGGUCAGCCUUCAGACGUAAGUACCAACUUAAUGAACAUUACACAAUUCAUACUGAUGAAAAACCUUAUCAAUGUAAACAAUGUGGGAAAUGCUUUCGUCAAAGGUCAAAUUUUACUGAACAUCAGAGUAUUCACACUGGAAACAAACCCUUUGAGUGUAAAGAAUGUGGGAAGUCCUUUAGACUUAACACACUUCUCAUUCGUCAUCAGAAAUCUCACAGUGGUGAGAGACCUUAUGCAUGUAAAGAAUGUGGAAAGGCUUUUCAUCUUCCCAGUGAACUUAAUAACCAUCAAAUUGUUCAUACAAGUAAGAGACCCUUUGAAUGCAAAGUAUGUGGGAAGUCCUUCAAGCGCGAAUCCACCCUCAUUCAACAUGGGGCUGUUCAUGCCGGUGUGAAAUCAUAUGAAUGCAGUGAGUGUGGGAAAGCCUUUAUUCACCGCUCAAGCCUGUUUCACCAUCGAAAAAUUCAUUCUGAUGAGAAACCUUUUAAGUGUCAGGAGUGUGGAAAGGCUUUUGUUGUUCUGGCAUACCUCACUCGACAUCAGAGCAUCCAUAAUGGAGAGAAAUCAUUUGAAUGUCAGCAGUGUGGGUCAACCUUCAAAUAUAAAUCCCAGCUAAAUAAACAUCAGAGAAGUCAUACUGAUGUGAAACUCUUUCACUGCAUGGAAGGUGGAAAUGACUUUGUUCCUGGAGCAAACCUUAGCAUUCAUCAGGGAAUCCAUACUGGUGAGAAUCCCUUUCAAUGUAAUGAAUAUGGGGAAACUUUUAAAUACCAUUACCAAUUCCUUGGACAUUUUAGAAUUCAUAUUGACAAGAAUCCUUAUGAAUGUAAAAAAUGUGGGAAUUACUUUAUACCUGGUAGAGAUGUUAAAAUACAUCAAAGAAUUCACACUGGUGAAAAACUUAGUAUUAGGAAUGUGGAAGACUUUUAGUUGAAUAUGAAACUUGUUUUGAUGUUCUAAAUAUAAUAAGUCUUAAGGAAAAUGGAAAGGCCUACAGUAAUUCUAAGCUAUGUAUAUCAAAGAAUUUCUACUGAUGAGAAAUUCUAGGCAUAUAAGUAAGGUGGCAAAAUGUUUAGAUUUAGUUCAGCCUUCAUGCACAGUGGCAAAUUCAUAUUGGUAAUAAACCCUAUCACUGUAAAGAAUUUGCAAAGAGCUUUAAUUGGAGCUUAGGACUUCUCCAAAAUCAAAAAAGCUAUGCUGUCAAAUGUAAUGAAUGCAAGGUAUGGUGGGACAUUCAUAGAAUUUUCUGUUAAAGCUCAUCAGAGAGUCCAUAUAGGUCUGAAACCCUGUGAAUGUGAAGUGUCAGGAAAAGUCUUUAUUGUAAGUGAUGAGCUUAUACAACAGGAGAAAACACAUCAUCUCCAGGAGGCCCAUGUAUGUAAGGAAGAAGGACAAGCCAGUGUAUGAAAAUGUUACGGGAUACCAGAGAACUCAUAUUGGGAAGACUGUGACAUAAAAGAAUAUGGGAACUUUAAUCUGCCCUGGGAUAUGGUUAACAUCAAAAUAUUCAUGUACUGUUGAUGCCAAGAAACCCUUUGAAAUGAGAAUGUGGAAAGUUGGUUGUUCAGAGAAGAUGCUCUGUUGAAAUAUCUUUUACUGUCAAAAAUACAAUGUAGUAAUCAUGUUCUUGAUUUAUUGUCAUCUUGUUAGUUGUAGAAACUUGAUUCAUUCAUUAGUCACCAAGGGCUGUCAACUUCGGGAGAACAGUUAUUGCAACUAGGUUUGUCUGAGAUGCUUUCCUUGUCACCGUGGCCCCAGUGAUAUUAGACUAGAUAUUUACUCUUUACAUAACUUUUUAAUGGCUAGCACAGUACCAACCAAAGUCAUGGCAACAGAUUUAUAAUAGAUAAUAAAAUCCUUGUCAGUA
Molecule: messenger RNA, 3608 nt
Organism: Rattus rattus (black rat)
Lineage: Eukaryota; Metazoa; Chordata; Mammalia; Rodentia; Muridae
Product: zinc finger protein 780A-like
Biological process (GO): regulation of DNA-templated transcription
Source: RefSeq, a predicted model, not a curated record